GCGGGGCGGGGGCCUGGGUCUCCCGGGAGGAGCUGGGGAACACCGGGCGCCUCUCGCGGAGGUGCACGCCAAGUUCUCGGGAAGGGAGGGCAGUGAGGUUUCUCCAGACCCCAGCCAGCGACUCCAGCUCUGCACCCGUCUCCCAGCCAGAGGUGCUGCAUGAGGGGCCGCAGGGGCGAUCGCAUGACCAUCAACAUCCAGGAGCACAUGGCCAUCAACGUGUGUCCUGGACCUAUCAGGCCCAUCCGCCAGAUCUCGGACUACUUCCCUCGCAGUGGGCCAGGACCAGAGGCUGCUGGCAGCAGGGGCUGCGGGGAUGCCCCAGCUCAUUUGACCCCUCUGGCUCUGGCCCCCCCUGCGGCUCUCCUUGGGGCCACCACACCCGAUGAUGGAGCUGAGGUAGAGGUAGACAGCUACGACUCGGAUGAUACCACUGCCCUGGGCACUCUGGAAUUCGACCUUCUCUAUGAUCAGGCUUCCUGCACUCUGCACUGUAGAAUCCUCAGGGCCAAGGGCCUCAAGCCCAUGGAUUUCAAUGGCCUGGCUGACCCCUAUGUCAAACUGCACCUCCUGCCGGGAGCCUGCAAGGCCAAUAAGCUAAAAACUAAGACCCAGAGGAACACACUGAACCCCGUGUGGAACGAGGAGCUGACGUACAGCGGAAUCACAGAUGAUGACAUCACACACAAGGUGCUCAGGAUCUCUGUCUGUGACGAGGACAAGCUGAGCCACAAUGAGUUUAUCGGGGAGAUUCGAGUGCCCCUCCGCCGCCUCAAGCCUUCACAGAAGAAGCAUUUUAACAUCUGCCUUGAGCGCCAGGUCCCGCUUCCUUCACCCUCUUCAAUGUCUGCGGCACUGAGGGGCAUUUCCUGUUACCUAAAGGAGCUAGAGCAGGCAGAGCAGGGACCUGGGCUGCUGGAAGAGCGUGGGCGCAUCCUGCUGAGUCUCAGCUACAGCUCCAGGCGGCAUGGGUUGCUGGUGGGCAUUGUUCGCUGUGCUCACCUGGCUGCCAUGGAUGUUAACGGCUACUCUGACCCUUAUGUGAAGACGUACUUGAGACCAGAUGUGGAUAAGAAAUCCAAGCAUAAAACAUGUGUAAAGAAGAAGACAUUAAACCCAGAAUUUAAUGAGGAAUUCUUCUAUGAAAUGGAACUCUCCACUCUGGCCACCAAAACCCUGGAAGUCACAGUCUGGGACUAUGACAUUGGCAAAUCCAAUGACUUCAUUGGUGGUGUGUCUCUGGGGCCAGGAGCCCGGGGAGAGGCGCAGAAACAUUGGAGUGACUGUUUACAUCAACCGGAUACAGCCCUGGAGCGCUGGCACACCCUGACCAGCGAGUUGCCCCCAGCUGCAGGGGCUUUCCCUUUGGCCUGAGCAGACAGUAGCUGCCCAGCAUAGGCCCUUGGGGCCGGGUCCAGUACCCAACCUUCGCACGAGUGUGUUGCACGUUUACACGGGGUGGGAUGCCCGCCCCACACUACCUGUCUUAUUUUUGUGAGUCUCUGUGACUGUGGGUCUGUCUUCUUGUGAGGGACCAUGAGAGCUAUUUCACAUAUGCAAACUUUCUUCUGCCUAACUUGCUGUUACCGCAAAUAUGCAACCCCCAUGCACGGGGCCCUGUGGGGUCUCCUGCCAGGGUCCCUACCCCACCCUGCUACUCCUCUCUUGGCCUCUCCAGGCUGCCCGGCCCCCUGCUGCACAGGGAGGAGGUCGGAUUAGGGGAGAUUAGAGGAGGACAUUUCCAAAGGAGGAAAGAACGAGGAAAGAGCCAGCCCUUUAAUACAGA
Molecule: messenger RNA, 1786 nt
Organism: Myodes glareolus (Bank vole)
Lineage: Eukaryota; Metazoa; Chordata; Mammalia; Rodentia; Cricetidae
Source: RefSeq, a predicted model, not a curated record